ACCAAUCAAAGAAGAGGUGGGCGGGCUCCCCUAGUUACUACAAGAUCCUCCAAAGAGUUUGCAGCGACCUGCCGUACCUAUGAGUCUCCAAGUAAAUGAAAAGCAUCGGCAGACGCGCUGAUUAUGCCGAGAUAAGGAGCACGUGAUCCGCGCUCCGUCCGAUAAUGGCAUGCGAUGCAUCAUCUGCGGUUGAUUUCCCGGACAAAGCGGCGUUCAGAGCGACUCCCUGUACGUGUGGGGAGAAGUGCAGAGGUCAGGGCAGCAGUAUGGUUUUCCUGGGAUUAUUCCUGCUGUCGCUGUGUCUGCACGCAGUCACCCUCGUCUGCUAUUUGGACCUGCGCUCCGAAGUCAAGCGGGAAAAAGGUCUCCAUCAGAGGCGGGAGUCUGUGAUGACCCUUACCUGGAGUGACCCGGCAGGGGUGCUCCCUCCCGGUGGACACCCGCGACAAGACUCCCACAGCGGAGACAGCAGACAGGAGAGAUUACAGUACAGAAAUGACGCCUUCCGCUCCACAGAAGACCACAGAGGCAUAACCCAGCGGGUGAAAAGAAGUCCCAGUAAGGACACAGAAGCCGAAUCAACUGGAAAAGAAAAAAGGAAAGAGAAGAAAAAAGGAAAAAAAAGAAUUGUGCCAGGGCCCCCAGGUCCCCCGGGUCCUCCGGGUCCUCAGGGGCCACCAGGGAUCCCUGGAAUACCCGGCAUUCCAGGAAGCAACGUUGUAGGGCCCGCAGGGCCUCCUGGACCUCCUGGGCCUCAAGGACCACCAGGAACUCAAGGUCCAGCAGGCGUCUCUGAUAAGACUAAAACAAAAGACUUCCAGCCGGCAGUGGUCCAUUUACAAGGACAGGAAACAACUAUUCAAGUGAGAGAAGAUCUAUCUCAAGGCGUUCUUAAGAACUGGAAGAUGGUGUCCAUCCAUCACCGCGUGUUCAAAAUGCACUCUCGCACUGGACAGCUUGAGGUGCUGUUGGAUGGUGUCUACUUCAUAUAUAGUCAGGUAGAAGUGUACUACCUCAACUUCACUGACAUUGCCAGCUAUGAUGUGAUGGUGGACUCCCAUCCAUUCCUCCGCUGCACCUGCAGUAUUGAGACAGGCCAGCGCAAGUUCAACACCUGCUACACGGCCGGCGUGAGCCCCCUCCGAGCCGGCCAGAAGAUCUCGAUACGCAUAGCGCACGAGUAUACCCUCAUCAACAUGACAAACCACACCACAUUCCUGGGAAGUGUCAGACUAGGAGAAGCUCCAUCUGCUGGAUAGACCAGACAGCUUCGCAACCGCGGCUCCUUUGCAUGAACGUCCAUUUGAGCUGUCUUUUUAUCCUGUCUGAUGUGAAAUCACUGCAUUGAGGAGGAGCGACCCAAAGCUCAUGAACUGCUUCUGUAGAGAGGACACUUGAGUUCUUACAGUUGAGAAAGCUCCUGGGUGACAUCGAAAGACUGUUCGCUGCAGUUCUGGACACAGAAACGAAUCCCGACGAGCCACAUAUCCUCAGCAACCACACUUUUCUAUUUAUAGUCACCAUUUUGUGCAAAUGCACGCAGUGUCUUUUUUUAUAACAACGAAGGACACUGCGCUGACAGAUUCAUAGUAAUUAAAUACUUUCAAGUGCUGUUGAGUGAAUCUUGUAUCUCUAAAAAACACCAUCUGCUUCGUAUGUUAGAUUUUUAUUUUUCAUUUGACUAUUCUUGGUGGGUGGUUUAACAAAGGAUUGAAAAUCCCCUAAAGGUACAAGUAAAACUUAGAAAAUCUAUUAAAACUGGAGUUAUAAGGUAUUCACAAAGCAACAGCACGACACAUUUGCACACUUUUGCACGAUGGCAUUCCUGCAGAAAACUCGUGUUUGUUUUUACAGUUCUAUUGUUUAGUUAUUUUAUGAAUGAAUCCAUGAAGAAAACCAGCAGUUGUUAAUACACGUCUGUACAUACUGUAUAUAAAAUGGAAUAUACUUUUUGUAUAUGAAGUUGAUUGAUGGAUUAAAAUGUUGUCGUUUUCUGCUUAAA
Oryzias melastigma (Indian medaka) is the source of this 2002-nucleotide messenger RNA. RefSeq names its product ectodysplasin A (gene eda). Gene Ontology annotation, biological process: immune response; animal organ development. The coding region runs from base 165 to 1259 and encodes 364 amino acids. The transcript is spliced from 8 exons. Gene Ontology annotation, molecular function: death receptor agonist activity; tumor necrosis factor receptor binding; death receptor binding. Gene Ontology annotation, cellular component: membrane. The record is from RefSeq and is a predicted model, not a curated record. Lineage: Eukaryota; Metazoa; Chordata; Actinopteri; Beloniformes; Adrianichthyidae.